Penicillium robsamsonii is the source of this 1068-nucleotide messenger RNA. RefSeq lists its product as uncharacterized. The transcript is spliced from 3 exons. Bases 1 to 1068 code for a protein of 355 amino acids. Lineage: Eukaryota; Fungi; Ascomycota; Eurotiomycetes; Eurotiales; Aspergillaceae. The record is from RefSeq and is a predicted model, not a curated record.
AUGUCACAAACUCUAGGACAUGCGUUCGCAUCGCCCAAGCAUAUCUCCCUCGACUACGGGUGCUCGGAUUGGCGGAUCAGUAGCCAAAGAGCCGCAGAUCUGUACAGUUCUGGUACCAAGCUUUGGAUGAGAGAGGAUCUCAAAGACAUAGAACAACAAUUGGGCCAAUCCUAUACAAAGGACCGAUUUUCAGUCCGUCGAAUUGAUGGAAGCAUAAUCCAAAUUUCUAAUCCCUUGUUCCAAGUACAGAAUCCUAUCUGGAAACCCUAUAUCAAAUACCAAGAAUAUUGGCAACUUGUGAAAACACAACCCAAUGGCCCAAUCGAAACCUACCUAUGCUCUUACAUUGUGGAUUGGAGUAAUCAGACUGCACGAAACUUUCGAGAGCUUAUAGCGCAGCCUAUGCAAGUCUUUGACGAGAAAGACCUGUUAUGGCAGAAUAGUAUAACCUGCAAGCAAUUGGCAGCCUUGAUCCAAGAUUUACUUGGCAUAAACACUGUGAAGAAAGUUCUCUGCUUCGGGCUCGGUGAUUUUUGCCGCUCCGCCCCUGAGUGGCUUAAAAGGCAGCAUGACUCUUGGGAUGGGACCUCGGAUGUGGAAAAUGUGAUGGGCUGCAUGAUCCAGCAUUCGAUGGCUCUCACUAUAGCUCAACUUUGUCGUGGCGAUGAAACAGUGCCAUUACUUGCUCAGGACCCGGAUUAUACAGAGGUCGCAGAAAGGAUCCUGACCAAGAAGGAAUUCAAGAUUAUUGGACCUCACGGUGCAGGAGGAUUCGCGGAAAUCGACGAGGAAUCGAUCGUAAUAUCACCCUUUGCUGCCGCCCCAGUUAAGCAGAUUAUCGCCGAUCUUGCUCGGCCUGUACUGAUUAUUUCCACCGGCUUUGCCGUCUUCAAUGGCAAUGAAAAACCAUUGGCAGAUGCUGAAUCUCCGAGAACUAGGCAAAUGUGGCUUGAUUAUGAUGUCUAUAGCCUUCCAAGCCAUUCUGAUGAUGUUGAAAUAUGCUGUGCAUUGAAAGGAUUACAUCUGUAUCGCAGACGGCAGCAACCUUUGGAUUCGCAAGGAGUCUGA